Molecule: messenger RNA, 1484 nt
Organism: Amoebophrya sp. A120
Lineage: Eukaryota; Dinophyceae; Syndiniales; Amoebophryaceae
Source: the annotation of a GenBank genome assembly
AAGAACAAGGCAGAUUUAAGUACUUGCUACACUUAUGCCUCUGAUUCGUACUGAGAACUAAAUGCUUAGUCUAAACUUCUGGAUUACGCAGAAAAUUUUGGCUGAAAUCACACUAAUAGCGCGGGAAAUAACAAGGGUGUUUUUUUUUCUCGUUUCUUUCGUGGACAGCGUGAGACGACCGCUGUUGCACGGGCUUCGCUUGAUCAGAAAUAAGUUGAUGGUACAGUAGUAGCGUAAAAAAACAAGACAAGAUGCUGAUAAAGUAUAACACGCCGAUCCUCAUCUCCACCUCCGGUGGGAAGGGGGGAAAAAAGGAGGUGCCGACCAUGUCACAGACAGAGGACAUUCUCAAUUCGAUCCUGCCACCAAGAGAAUGGAUUCAAGAUGACCAACUUUGGGUACAUAGUUAGAUUACUUACUAUGUAGGGUAAUGAUGAGUCGCAGCUGUUUGUUUGUCAUUCAGUACCCUAUUGCGGCGCAUUCGUUCUGUUAUAUGGACAAUUACAGUGAUGCGAGAGGCGUGCGAGAAAGGGAAAGCAAAGCAGAAGUACUUGCAGGGACGACGACACAAUGGUUGAAAAUACAGAAAAAUCUCAUUUCUUCAGGUACAAUACGUAGCGUCAAUUCCGGCUACGCGAGCAGACGUGGUGAACCUGCAGAAGAACCUCGACAAGGCACUGCAGAGCCGACAGGCAAGGGAAACAGGGAUCUGCCCCAUCCGAGAGGAGCUCUACGCACAGACAUUCGACGAACUCAUCCGACAAUGCACCAUCAUCUGUGCCGAGCGAGGUAAAUAGUUACGGGAUUUUCUGACACUCAAUGUGUUGAAAAUUGAUCAUUGCAGUGUCUGGUGGCAGAAUCUUCGAUCACUGUAGAAGUGUUUGUUGUGUUGUAGGGUCAGCAUCACCGGUCGCCGGUGUGAAAAUCGAUGAGCAUGAUUUGUAUGCCACACACCUUUGUCCUAAAUCGACCAGGUCUGCUCCUUCUGCGAGUGCGGGACGAGAUUAGAAUGACGAUCUGCGCGUACCAAACCCUCUACGAGUCGUCCAUUGCGUUCGGCAUGCGAAAGGCGCUGAUGGCCGAGCAGAGGAGGAACAGCCAGAACAAAAAGCUGAAGGCCUUGACCAACAGUUGUGCAGAGUUGGAGCAGGACGUAUUUGAUAGUUUUUUUGCAGCGCAUCAUGUUCCUGAUCAUCAUUCAAGUUCUAGACGUGUUGAUGGUCGUCCUCCUUCUCGUGUACUAUACAAAGGCAUGAUGAUAAGCAGGUUUAGGAUGGAUCGAAAAACAAAAAACAAUGAUCUGUAAAAUGUAUCAAUUUCAGGUGGUCGAUUUGAAGCAGCAGAUUCUGAACAUUGAAUCCAGAGAGAAGACGCGGCGGGAAACCGAGUCGGCCAAGCACGCAGAGGAGACGGAUGGUCUGCGCCGGCAGAAUGCCGCCUGGAAGGAGCAGCUGGAGUCGCUGCUGAGUGCACCGAGGAAGUGA